Messenger RNA from Tremella mesenterica DSM 1558, 1086 nucleotides. RefSeq lists its product as uncharacterized. Lineage: Eukaryota; Fungi; Basidiomycota; Tremellomycetes; Tremellales; Tremellaceae. Gene Ontology annotation, biological process: positive regulation of transcription by RNA polymerase II; protein phosphorylation. The transcript is spliced from 9 exons. Bases 1 to 1086 code for a protein of 361 amino acids. The record is from RefSeq and is a predicted model, not a curated record. Gene Ontology annotation, molecular function: cyclin-dependent protein serine/threonine kinase activity; ATP binding; RNA polymerase II CTD heptapeptide repeat kinase activity. Gene Ontology annotation, cellular component: cytoplasm; transcription factor TFIIH holo complex; transcription factor TFIIK complex.
AUGGACCUGGCAGCUAUAGAGAAUCAACGACGUGCCGAUCGUUGGGACAAGGGUAUCAAGAUUGGUGAAGGGACGUUCGCCAAUGUAUACAAGGGUACCGAGAAAGCUACAGGCCGCAAGGUCGCCAUCAAAAAAAUUAAAGUCGGUGAAAUGAAAGAUGGGUUGGAUAUGACAGCUCUCAGAGAGGUGAAAUUCUUACAAGAACUCAGACAUCCCAACAUUAUCGCUCUGCUAGACGUUUUCUCGGUGAAACAAAAUAUCAACCUCGUCUUGGAAUUUCUUGAUACGGAUCUAGAAGCUGUCAUACGAGAUAAAGCGCUCAUAUUCCAAAAUGCGGAUAUCAAAAGUUGGAUGGCGAUGUCUCUGAGAGGAUUGGAGUAUAUUCAUCGGAAUGGUGUCCUUCAUCGUGAUCUCAAACCGAAUAAUUUACUCAUCGCUUCGAAUGGAGAACUCAAAAUCGCAGAUUUUGGUUUAGCCAGGGAGUUUGGUGACGCCGGAAGUCGAAUGACAUGUCAGGUGAUCACUCGAUGGUAUAGACCUCCAGAAUUAUUGUUCGGUGCAAGAUACUAUUCCGCAGCUGUGGACAUAUGGUCAAUAGGUACCAUUUUUGUCGAACUCAUCCUUCGUGUACCGUUCUUAGCCGGUGAUACGGAUAUCGAUCAACUCAAAAAAACAUUUCACGCCAUGGGGACACCAACAGAGCAAGAUUGGCCAGGUCAUACCAAAUUGCCCGAUUAUCAUGAGACGCCACAACAUCCCAAAAAUCCAUGGUGGAACAUGAUUUCAUCUAUCGGAAAAGAAGGUCAAGAUCUUGCCAGAGAAUUACUCCGCUUUGAUCCUCUUCAAAGACUCUCUGCGGAAACAGCCCUACACCACGAAUACUUCACUGCAUUCCCCCGUCCAACUCCACCUAUCAAACUCCCCAAACCGUUGGCAGAACUUCGACCUAGAGCUCUGGCUCCGGAUGAGACCCAAGGCAAACCUAUCUUGUCUGGCACCGAGAAUGGUGUCGUCAAACGGAAAGCGGAAUCGCCCUCUUCGUUGGGAUUAGAUGGCAAGCGCAUCGCACGGCGACUUUUUGCAUGA